Liolophura sinensis is the source of this 1176-nucleotide messenger RNA. Its product is annotated as fibrinogen-like protein 1. The record is from RefSeq and is a predicted model, not a curated record. The transcript is spliced from 4 exons. The coding region runs from base 1 to 1176 and encodes 391 amino acids. Lineage: Eukaryota; Metazoa; Mollusca; Polyplacophora; Chitonida; Chitonidae.
AUGGAGGAAAGUGGUGACGGUUUUAACUGUCGAGUCAACUGGACACACCUUGAGAGUCUUAUUCAGAACAAAGUGGACCAGCGACUAAAGGACUUGAAAUUGCAUCUCGAAUCACGUGUCGAUGAACGAGAAUUCGAAAGCCACUCCAGACAGACGAAACGAUCUCGUCAUAAUUUUCACGAAUUAAGGAAAGAAAAGCUGAAGGCUCUUGAAUUUCGGAUGCUGAAGUUGUCCAAAGAUCUAGAGCAUACAAAACUAAGCGUCAGUAAGCAGACAGAGGCACUGGAACUUUCCAUUCUACUCUCUCGAUCCCAUGAAACAACAGCCAAGGACAUCAGCUCGAAGCAGACUAGGCUGGAAAAUGCGGUGACGAGUUUAGCUGACAGAGUCGCCAAGUUAGUAAAGUUGUUAAAACAGAAGCAUGGAAAAGUGCUGGGAAAUAUGACACCAGUGGAGAAGUCAAGCAAGGCGAAUGACGCUCAAGUUGUUACGUACCCAAAGGAUUGCAGUGAAGUUUAUCGUGACAUGAGUAAGUUGUUUCAUGGAGAUUUCCACAUCACAGUUAAACCCAAGGGAGCACGCGAGCCGUUCACAGCUUUGUGCAAAGUUUUCAACAACACAGCUUGGACUGUUAUACAGAGGCGAUAUAACGGCUCAGAGGACUUUUACCGCACUUGGUCUGAAUACAAGUCAGGAUUUGGGGUGCCAGAGAGUGAAUUCUGGAUUGGCAAUGACAACAUCUAUCAUCUGACAAAAAAUGGCCAAAUGUCAUUACGGAUUGAACUGGAGGAUUGGGAAGGGGUCAAGUACCAUGCGGAUUACGACCACUUCAGUAUCGGAAACGAGGACAAGCUCUUUCGGCUUCACGUGAGCGGGUACCAUGGCAACGCAGGAGACUCGCUGACCUCCACGUGGGAGAGUCACGACGGGCAGCCCUUCAGUACGCAUGACCGGGAUAACGACGCUCGUUUCCAUGACAACUGCUCCGAGCACUAUCAUGGCGCCUGGUGGUUCACAAGUUGUUUCACGAGUCACUUGAACGGAAAAUAUAUGCAGAAAGAGAACCACAAGCACUAUUUUGUGCGAAAUGGCAUUCGCUGGAAUACCCUCCACGUAUAUGCUUCUUUAAAGUCAACUGUUAUGAUGGUUGCACCAAGAGAAGAGGGAGAAUUAUGA